Molecule: messenger RNA, 7074 nt
Organism: Motacilla alba alba
Lineage: Eukaryota; Metazoa; Chordata; Aves; Passeriformes; Motacillidae
Gene: ARPP21
Product: cAMP regulated phosphoprotein 21
Exons: 22
Coding region: 4066-6666 (866 amino acids)
Cellular component (GO): cytoplasm
Molecular function (GO): nucleic acid binding
Source: RefSeq, a predicted model, not a curated record
UUUCAUUAUGAAACCUGAGAUUUUCUUUGAUUUUCUUAAUGGUAGAAACAAGAAUAUUUAAGUAAAUGUCAAGUAACAGGAAGUUUAUGGUUAAAGACAUGAGAAUCUGGCAAAAUUGAGGGUUGUGUCUACUGAUAAUCUCAAGAUAAUGCUGGAGUCCAUUUCCAGUGGCUUCCAGUAGUCUGAUGAGUGAUUUAGCAAUUAUGAGUCAAACCUCUUUUGAUACGUAUGGGUGAGGUUUAUAUUGUGUGGUGGAAAGCCCAGCUGACUACUCUGCUUCCAGCUCAUGGAGUCAUACCUGCAAACCAUUCUUGAGAAUGGAGAAUCGUGAUGGGAUGAGAAGGAUCCUGGCUUAUAGAUCAGGCCAGUGUCAGCAAGUUUUCAGUAGCAGGAUCUAUUCCGUCUUUGGAAUGACUUUAACCUCUAUGCUUGGAAGAUUUGUUUGAAGAACAGCCCUUGGAUUUCACUCUGUCAGAGUUCUGUCCUGCCUGCUGCUUGCCUGCUCAUGGUUAAGAGUAUGCUCUUGGGCCUUAAAGCCUGCUCAUCUCCUCUCUGAGAGAGGACAUGUGUGAUACUGGGAGCAUAAAGAUCUUGAAAUGCCUGCUUCGCCACGUGCACCUAUGUGGCCAUCAGAACACCUCAUACAUAACAGAGAAGGGGCUUGCUCCCCUGUAGUGGCCUCUGAGGGUUUUUUUCAGAUGUCUCUCUUGAGUUUCAGUUGGUGGUGAGCUCUCAGGUGCUCAUUGCACAGGGCUUUCUAACAUCUUUGCUUGCUUUUCUGUUCUGGUUUUUUGACAGAUCUUCUGGGUAUAGUUUUUAAACUCUUGCAUUAAAUUAAUUGUAUUCCUUCCCACAGACUUUUCUUGGAAUUUGCGUGGUAUGUGUUGUAUGAAUGUAUAUGACCAUCCACGCCUUCUUCCAUCCCUUUCUCUUCAAGCUCUGACUGUAGUUGUUCAAGCUUAGUAGUACCUUCAGCUUCUAAAAUGAAAAUCCUGUAAAAAGGAAAAGAAUUUCAGAAAAGAAACCUCAGCAUUCCCAUCCCACAGCGUAUGCUGAGCAGCUGGUGCUUAUAAAUUCUAUACAAACAGAUUAUAUUAACACUUUCCAUUAAAGUGGACCUACAAGUGGCUUGGUGGGUCCCUGUUUUUUCUGUUGUAUUGCUGUGUGCAAUACUCAAGUUGCUUCAGGGAAUUAGGGGCUGAAAUUUUGCCACAAGCUCCAGCAGACUGCUAAGAUCCCGACACCUGAUGAAAUUUUGCUCCCUUGCAUAUCAAGAAGGUGGUUUUUGCCUAGCAACACGCUUUGUGGUUUCUACCUGAGGAUCAAAAACAGAAGUGCAUUUGUUCAGCCUUUUGCGUCACUUUGGUACUGAAGGUUUUGACAGUCAAAUCAUCCCUGACAUUUCUGUUGAUGCGCAAGAAAGAGAAUAAUCCAGUGUGUUUUUCCAUAGCAAUGCUGUCAUUGCAGCACUGACAAUAGUAAAAAGUACAUUCAUCACUGAAUAACGAGAUAUCCUGGAAACAUACGAGAAACAGAGACACACUUCCAACAAAAAUGUCUCACUUUUAAUGGCUAUUUUCUGACUGAUCCUGUUUUGCUAUUUAUACUCUCUCUGAAAUAUUUUAUGGAAACCUGAGUCCCUCUGAAAACCCACCCAAACAACCAGAAGUGUAUUUUACGUAUUGUAGUAUGUAAAUGAUUAGUCAUCACUUCUAGUUUGCUUAAUAAAGGAGGAGGAAAUCUAUAAAAAGGGAAGGUGAAGAGCUGGAAUUGAUUGCUAUGUGUCUCGCUUCUUCUUGCCUUCUUUUUAUUUCCCAGAAGGUAAUUAUGAAGGAUUUCUUUAAAAAACCAUCCUAACAAGCACUAUUGUUCUGGGUUUGAGGAUGGUAGCUGUACAUUGUAAGAUUAUUUUCCACUUGCUUGUGUUUUCUUGGGGAAGUGUAUGGACAGCUUUUUUUGUUUUAAGAUUCUAUGGCCUUCUUGUACAUUGUCAGUGAAAAAUGAUGUCUUCAGAAAUCUUAAGUGUAGCAAUAUGGGGAAUGCAUCUUAUAAUGAAAUUUGCCUUGGGUAAAGCAUGAUAAGAUGAUGUUGAGCAUCUGUGCACAAGACCAAGUCUUGGCAGAUCUCUUCACUUGUUACAUAUGAUACCCUUUGGUUGAUUGGUUUGUUGUCUGGUUUUUGUUUUGCUCUGUUUGUUUGUCUUUUGAAUAGUUAAUUCUCAACAAAUGGUCACACUGGAGAGUUCUGAAAUAAAUUUUGUGUGUGUCCUGAUUUUGGUACAGAUAUCUGUGUCUCUCUUGGUUUUGGAGGGUUUUGAUUAUAGCAGUCUAUUUCCUGGAUGGCUCUUUUCCAGGUGAAACCUUCAUGCACUGUACUUGGGAUUUUUGGUUUGUAAAUUAUUUUGGUUGAUUCCCUCUCCUAACCCCUCCCCCAUCUCUCUUUUGGAGGUGUGGGAGAAGCAGUCACUGGAAGAUGGGUAUGAGGAAAGGAUUUUGAGUCAGUGGUUUAUUCACUCUUUGCUUGCUGAGUAUUGGCUCCUUGAGAUACUUUUGCAUGUGCUUGAGUACUCGGGCAUAGCUUUCCAUGCUGUUCUUCCACUCCCAUUGUGAGCCUGUGUUUCUAAUGAGCUAGAAUUUCCAAAAAUAUCCUGCAAGAAAUGCCAAAAACCUAGUGGGAAUACUUAUUUUCUGUUACUCUCUACAAAUUAUUAAAUGGUUUAAGGAAAAGAAAUAGUUGUGUUUAUAAAUUUGCAGGAUGGCAGUGAUAGUUUACAAAAGUGCCUGCUGCUCUCCUCUGUGUGCCAGAGCUCCCAGAGAGAGCAGGACUGGAAUAUAGUGAAAGGCUAAACUCCACUUCUGGUGCAGCAAAUUCAGCUCUUUUCACAUGGCAAGUUCCAGUGUGUUGACACGUGCUGCGUGGCAAUUGCAGCCGUGCACAAUGUAAAAUGUGCUGCAGAAACUAGGAGUCUGAUAAAAUCAAAAAACAGAAAAUCAUCUCCCAUUAUUCUUGCUUGGCUUCCUCCCCCCUCCCCAGUAGAAUGAUAUAUGCUUUCUGUUUGCUAUUUUGUGUGUCUGCACUGACUUCUUCAACCAUGACUCACGUGCAAUUCUUGAGAAGAGCUGCCUGUUGUAUCAAGACAGUUCAGCACGUGGCCAUGGCCUGUAAAUCAGUCCGACUCAUCCGACAAUGCUCGUUUUUCUGUGAAAUCAGCUAUUCAGCUGGCAGACCCAAUCCUGAUGAACAGUGAAAGUUGCAUUGCUGAGGCAACUCUUUCUUUAGGUUUAUUUCUCAAUCCAUAACUUGGAAAUCUCAUUUUUUCUCCUAACAAAAUGCUUCAGGAGAAUUUUUUUGGUGGAUGUUGUUCAGGGAAUAGGAUUUCUUCCUUCUUCUCCUCUUCUUCCUCCCAUUCUGGCUAAUUUCAAUUUUUAUUCAGCUUAUUAAAUGAACAUCUCGAUUCACUAUCCUGAUAAAGCAGGUCACUUUCUAAAAGCACCCACUUAGCUAUUUUUUCAAUAGUGUUUGACUGUUGAAGUUUUAAUUGGAGCAGAAGCCAUAGUUAAAAAGCAGGCAAAUCUUUUCUCCUCAUUCCCUCAUUGAUUUCUGUUGAAGCAAACAGAUGAGCUUAUAUAUAAAUAUGUAUAUAUGCUUUUUUUUUAAUGAAAAGUGCUGGAAUUCGCUAAAAAAGGUUAGAAUUGAAAUGAGUAAUCUUCAGUGCAUAAUGCAAUUGUUAAUUUUAGCUUCUUGCGUAGGAGCUGUUAUGACUUGAACAGCCGGCUCUAGCCUUCAUUAGAGAAGAAGCAGGCAGUUUUGAGACAGGUGGAGCUGGAUCAAGCUGUGAAAGUGACUUGCUGGAAACUGGUUGGCUAUGGUGCGUCAAGCUCUCCGAAGGACCAGCAUGGAGAUUGGCACUCUGAACUGUUAAUGGGGACAUGGGACUCAAGUUGCCGUUGAUCAUUUGUGUGGACUUAACCAGCAAAGACCAACAGAAGACGCUAGAAAGGCAGUUGGAAUUAUAGCAGUUUUUCAGGUCACCAAAUCUUGUUAUUUUAAUUUCUGUCUGGAAGAAUGUCUGAGCAAGGUAAAUUGAACCAGGAGACAGCAGAAGAAGCUGCAAAAGAGCAGGAGACUGCCAUCUCUGAAGCCAACCCGGACAACUGUGUUCUUAAUAAAUCUGAAAGCUCAGAAGUAGAGGAGGAGAAGCUCAGUGAUUCCAAGACAGAGCUGCAGGUGUUACUGCCAACAAAAAGUUGUUAUGCAAAGCCUAAGAAGAAACGAGGGGCAAAUCAGAAAAAGAGAUCCAAGUCAGGAGCUAAAGGAAAACUUGUGCGGAGUCUUGCUGUGUGUGAAGAGUCAUCCCCCCGCCCAGGAGCAGAAACUCUUCAUGACAACCAGGAAUCAAUCCAACUACAACUUUCAAGUUUUCCUAGCUUGCAAGAAGAAGAUAAAUCUAGUAAAGAUGACUCCGAGAAAGAAAAAGAGAAGGAUAAAAAUAAAGAUAAAAACAGUGAAAAAAGCAAGAUCAGAAUGUUAUCAAAAGAUUGCAGUCAAGAGUAUACAGACUCAACAGGCAUAGAUUUGCAUGAGUUUCUCAUUAACACAUUAAAGAAUAACCCCAGGGACAGAAUGAUCCUCUUGAAAAUGGAACAGGAAAUUAUUGAUUUUAUUAGUGACAACAAUAAUCACUAUAAAAAGUUCCCUCAGAUGUCAUCGUAUCAGAGGAUGCUAGUGCACAGAGUGGCAGCUUAUUUUGGAAUGGAUCACAAUGUGGAUCAGACUGGAAAAUCUGUAAUUAUCAACAAGACCAGCAAUACAAGAAUACCAGAGCAAAGGUUUUCUGAACAUUUAAAAGAUGAAAAAGGUGAAGAAUCCCAGAAGCGAUUUAUCUUGAAGCGAGAUAACUCUAGUAUUGAUAAAGAAGACAAUCAGCAAAACAGAAUUCUUCCAUUUAGAGAUGACAGACGAAGUAAAUCAAUUGAAGAGAGAGAAGAGGAGUAUCAGAGAGUGAGGGAGAGAAUAUUUGCACAAGAUUCAGUUUGCUCCCAGGAAAACCUUUUUGUGGAAAACAGUAGGCUGUUGGAAGACAGUAGCAUAUGCAAUGAUAUGCAUAAGAAAAGACAGCUGUUUAGGGGCAACAGAGACAGCAUUGGGAAGACGUCUGGCAGUCGACAGAGCAGUACAGAGAAUGAACUGAAGUGGACUGACCACCAGAGGCCAUGGAGCAGCACAGACUCGGACAGCUCAAAUCGAAAUUUGAAGCCAGCCAUAACAAAGACAGCCAGUUUUGGUGGGAUAACCGUCCUGACAAGAGGAGAUAGCUCAUCAAGCAACAGAAGUACCGGCAAACUGUCUAAAACAGGUAGCUCAGAGUCUUCCAGCAGUGCUGGCUCCUCAGGAUCACUGUCACGAAUACAUCAGCCUCUCCAAAGUGCAUCUCUCGUCCCUGGGGUGACAGCCAAUUCUUCAGGCAGCAUGUCCUACCCUGAGAACGGGAUGAGUGGCCAGGUGGCCCCCAGCAACACCAGCUAUAUCAUUCUUCCACUUGAAGCUGCAGGGAUACCUCCUGGCAGUAUCCUUCUCAACCCACACACAGGUCAACCAUUUGUAAAUCCUGAUGGGACACCGGCAAUAUACAAUCCUCCCAGUGGCCAGCAGACAAUGAGGAGCCAGGUGGUGGGACAGUCUCAGCAGCAGCCUUCUCCCCAGCAGCCUCAGCAGGUUCAACAGCCACAGCAGCAAAUGGCAAGUCACCUUGUCACACAGCCUGUUCAGACAAUGCAGCCAUCUUCUCAGUCAGUCCAAUAUCCAGCAGUUUCUUAUCCUCCCCAGCAUCUCCUGCCAGUCUCUCCAACACAGCAGUUUUCUGUGCGAGAUGACAUGACAGCGCAGUUUAACCAGAUGAGCUUAAGUCGUCAGUCGUCAGGAGACAACCCCGAGUCGCCUUCUGGCCCCGUGUACCCCUCGCCCAUCCUGCAGCAGCCUGCCCAGCAGACAGGUUACAUCAUGGCCUCCCCGAGCCAGCAGCUUCCCCCGGGAGGCUUCACGGGUUCAGGACCACCGGUGUCCCAGCAGGUGCUGCAGCCGCCGCCGCCGCCCCAGGGCUUCGUGCAACAGCCACCGCCACCUGCUCAGAUGCCAGUGUAUUAUUACCCAUCUGGUCAGUACCCUACCUCAACAACUCAGCAGUACAGACCCAUUGCCUCAGUUCAGUACAACGCACAGCGGAGUCAACAGAUCCCCCAGACUGCCCAGCAAGCAGGUUACCAGCCUGUCCUGCCGAACCAGCAGCAGGGGUUCCAGGGUCUCAUGGGAAUGCAGCAGCCGCCCCAAAGCCAGAACCUGAUGAAUAAUCAACAGGGGAAUCAGGUGCAAGGCAUGAUGGUGCAGUAUCCAGCCAUGUCCUCUUAUCAGGUGCCAAUGACCCAGGGUUCUCAAGGAUUGCCGCAACAAUCAUAUCAACAACCAAUCAUGCUACCUAAUCAAUCAGGUCAAGGAACACUUACAGCCACUGGAAUGCCUGUCUACUGUAAUGUCAUACCUCCUGCCCCACAGAACAACCUCCGGUUGAUUGCCCCACACUGCCCCUCCAAUAACGUUCCAGUUAUUUCUGCCAGCUGCAGGACAAACUGUGCAAGCAUCAACAAUGCAGGGUGGCAGGUCAAGUACUGACACUGUGGCUUAGAUUUAUGAGGAUAGAGGUGCAUUAUUUGACAAAUAAAUCAUGGCCUUCAAAUGAAGAGGAACACAACAGAAUAAUCAGUUGAGGACACGAGUACUGACAAUGCUCAAGUGAUUUGCUGCUGGAAAACCUGUAAAAAAAAAAGUAAAAUAAAUUUUGAAAAAAAAAAUGUUUGCUGGUUAAUGGUGCAUAUUUUUGUCAUGUCUGCUAGGUAUGCCUUUAUAGCUUAGCUAGUGACAUGAAUUCAUUGAGGUAAGAUUUUUUCCUACCACUGAACACCACUGUGUAGAUUGUAAUAUCCCCGAUUCGGAUUAGUUUUGUACUUUGUGUUGAGUUUGUGAAGCUAAAAGUAUUAAAAAAUAUAAUAAAAUCACAUUGUACCAAAGCUGUAAUGGAAA